This is a messenger RNA of Aspergillus calidoustus, 201 nucleotides long. NCBI's taxonomy places the organism in Eukaryota, Fungi, Ascomycota, Eurotiomycetes, Eurotiales, Aspergillaceae. The record is from the annotation of a GenBank genome assembly.
AUGGACGAGGCCAGCAUUGAGAAGCACGUGCAGCCAUGGCAGCAGGUGUUAGCAUUCAUCGCGCGCACGCAGGCCGCGCAGGCGAGCCCAAGCCGAGAUAGCCAAGAUAGUGAGGACGGGGAUGGGGAUGGUGGUGGCCAUGGCCGUGGCAAGUGGCUUGGGAGGUUACCCGCGUAUGGGAUGACCCCGCGGCAGCGCUAG